AAAUGCUUCAUUGGCCCAACCUUCUCUGGUCACCUGAGCCUGUCACCUGCUGCAGAUUCCAUCAGUCGUGUAUGGAGUCUCUGUCCUGAGUUGACAGAACUUUUGUCUUGUUUGUCGUGCCGGUAGAGCCAGUACCUGUUUCCAGUCUAGGUGUCGCUCCCCGUGUGUGAGAUUCGCUUUCAUUCCAGAUGCUGACAUGCGUGCACGGCCUGUCCUGGCUGCAGAGCCGUCCACAAGGAUUUGUCUGCUUAUGGUGCCUGGCCCUGUCUAGGGACAACUGUUAUCAGAAGUUUGAGGGUCAAAGCUUCAUCCCUGAGGGCCCUGCAAGCUAGGCUAAGUCACCCACACUCACCAGGCCAACCGAACAGAUAAUAAUGAAAAGCAGAGAGAGGAAGUUUAGCCAGUGCAGCCACAUUGAGAAGAGGAACAGAGUAGCAGUGACCACAACUAUGAGGGUUAAAUGGCGCACACGGGGUUUGCAUGACUGAGCGAUCCUGCUCAAAGUGCAGCCCGGUCCGCCACUGACCCGCCUUUGACUUUGUUCUCUUUGCUCCAAUCUGCCCAGCAAGGUGUUGUGACAAGUUGUCAGACUGUGUGAGCUCUCUCCUUGGGGGACAAGCCCUCCCUCAAGCCGACCCUCCCUCCAGAAUGAAAUUCCUGAGGACAUUGCAAUUGGGACGGGUGUCACCAAUAGGGUGGAACACAAGUGUCUCUCUAGAAUAUCCUCGCAUUUGCGGGAUGGCUGGCGUGUCUCUGUGACCUGAUGACAGGGCCUCCUCCACUUUCGAAUCAUCUUCUGUCUAUGUGUGUUCUGCAGAGCUUGAGUCUCCCAUGUGACCCCGUGAUCUUUUUAGGGGGCUCCCCCUUUGCUCCGCCUGUCUGAACUGCCCUGGGUAGAAACCCGUUCAGCAUGUUCUAGUGGAGAGUUUCUCAUGGGACAGAGGUUAUGUUUGUCAGGCGGCUCCCACCUGCUCCUGCAGACAUCACUCCGGCUCUCAGAACCUCUGCCGCUAUAGGCUCCUGCUUGCCGAUGGACCUGCGGGCAGGGCUCAUCCACUUCCUAUCUGACCUAUAUAGUCUGUCUGCUUUGCAGGACUCAGGAGUCCUCACAUUCCCCAUAGAAGCCAGGCCUGCUUCAGAAUCCUGCUUGUAUCCACAGUGACACGUGCCUGCCCACAGUGCUGGCUUCCCUGUGACUCAGCCGCAGCUCCAUGCCUCUCUGGUGACGUCAACACCUUUGGCAUACCCAGGCUGUAAAUCCUCUGCAGGCUCACGGAGCCUCAGCUCUUCUGCAAACUCCCUGACCUGACUGCAAGGCAGGCGUCUUUUUACAGACCUGAAAUCUCUUUGCAAGGCCUCAUGGUUUUCCCCACCUAUUCUCAUCGUCUGUUUUCUGGAGGUAUCCUACAUACAAGGCUCUGCCAUGUCUACAGGGCUCUUCCAGCCUUUAAAACCUGCCUCCGACUAGGGGCCUUUCUAUGGCCACGGUGUGGCUCCUGUCUGCGGAGUCUUCUGCGUCACUGUACUUGCCCUGUAGCUUCAGACGCUGCCCCUUCUACAGAGUCCUUUCUCAUCCCCGUUAGCAUAACCAUCCCUAGGCUGUGAAGUCCCUGUGGGCCUGCAGAACCCAUACCUGUUUGCGGAGCCUUUCUCAGCUUCCGGUCUUUGCCUAUUUGCCAAGUCUGUCUGACCUUCCCUGGGCAGUGCCUGGGUCUCCCCAAAGCUGUCCUUGUACACAUGGAGAGCCCCUGUUUGAAGUCCUCCUUUCUCUCUGAGAGCUUGAGUCGUUCAGUGUUUAGUCUGCAGAAGGCGUGGCUGUUUGUGAAGCCCCCAUCUACACAGCCCGCUGCACUGCGCAGCCCGGUGUCUACUUACACGCUUGUUUCUAACUCUGUCAGACCUGUGUGUAGCUGCUGCUUUCCUUGAGGUCAGAACCUGUCUUUCCAUACAGCCUUGAGCCCCACUGGUUCCUUUUGUAAGAGUCUAAUUUGGCACUAUCUGCAGUAACUGUCCGGAGUCUGCAGACCCUAGGUCUGGCUAAAAGCUGUCUGCCUGUUUCUUUUUCCUUUUGAUUCUUUUAGACAAGAUCUCCUGUAACUCAGCCUGCCUCAGAUCUUCUCUAUAGCUGAGAAGAAUCCUGAACUUCCGAUCCUCCUGCCUCCACCUCCUGGGUGCGGGCAUUAAAGCCAUGCACCGCCACGCCUGGUUCUGUGUGGUGCUGGGGGUCAAACCCAGGGCUUUCUGUAUGCUAGGCAUUCUACCAGCUGAAUAUACCUCAAGCACGUGGUGGUCAGUCUCUAACUCUGUCUCCAGAUGUUGCUGCUAGCUGGAGGGCACUCCUGGCCAGAGAGCUCUGCUUGCUGGGAAGCUUUCCCACAGACCAACCAGGUUCCUGUACGCCUGUCAGUGAGCCUCUCCCGAUUUGCUGAAGUUUGCCCAGGCCCCUGUAAGCCCAUCCACUGUACCUGCCUGGUUUGCUGAAGUUGCAUGUUUAACGAAGGUUACAUUCCCUUGUGAAGGUGCUUUGGAAAGCUUCGGGUGGCAGAGGAACUCUUGCUUGGAGCCUGUAACACACACCUGUGUUAGAAGAGGCUAUCCCCCAACCUCUGCAUCAACCAUCGUCCUUGCCUAGCCUAGGAUGGACACCAACCAGGACCUCCCAGCCAUUGACAGCCACAGAGUUCUCCAAAUAUGGGUUACUGAGAACCUAAAGAUGCUGCCACUGCCUGAUAGGGCUCAUGGGAAUUUCUUCGAGGAAUGCUGCUAUAUCAUCCUUCACCUACAGGAAGGGAGGUCGAGCCUCUGCCCUCAAGCACGUGGAGACCAACCUGUACAAUGUCCAGCGACUGUUGCACAUCAGGGGAAGGAAGCAUGUGUCUGCCACCGAGGUGACCUUGUCCUGGAACAGCUUUAAUAAGGGAGACAUCUUCCUGUUGGACCUGGGCAAGGUGAUGAUCCAAUGGAAUGGACCCAAAACCAGCAUUUCUGAGAAGUCACGGGCGCUGGCCCUGACUUGCAGCCUCAGGGACAGGGAGCGCGGUGGCCGUGCCCAGAUCGGUGUGGUGGAGGACGAGAACAAAGCCACGGACCUCGUACACAUCAUGGAGGCUGUGCUGGGCUGCAGAUCAGGCAGCAUGAGUGCCGCUGUGCCCAGCGACAGCAUUAGCCAGCAGCAGAAGGCCAACGUCCGUCUCUACCAUGUCUUUGAGAAGGGAAUGGACCUGGUGGUCCAGGAAUUGGCGACCCGCCCACUGACCCAGGACCUUCUGCAAGAGGAAGGCUGCUAUCUCCUGGACCAGGGUGGCUUCAAGAUUUACAUGUGGCAGGGACGGAAGUCCAGUCCCCAGGACAAGAAGGCUGCAUUCACCAGGGCUGUGGGCUUCAUCCAGGCCAAGGGCUACCCAAGCUACACCAAUGUGGAGGUGGUGAGCGAUGGUGCCGAGUCGACCGCCUUCCAGCAGCUGUUCCAGAUGUGGUCGAAGGAGCCAGAUGGGAAAAAACACCGAGUGGGCCAUAAACGGAUGCAGGCAAAACUGGAUGUAAGCAAGCUGCACACCCAGCCUGAGCUAGCAGCCCAGCUCAGAAUGGUAGAUGACGGCUCUGGGCAAGUGGAGGUGUGGUGCAUCCAGGACUUACAAAGGCAGCCUGUGGACCCCAAGCACCACGGCCAGUUGUGCUCAGGAAACUGCUACCUUGCCCUCUACACAUACAAGAAACUUGGCCGCGUCCGGUACAUCCUGUACCUAUGGCAGGGCCUCCAGACCACCAUAGAAGACACCAAGGCCCUGAACAGCAAUGCUGAGGAGAUGGACCUCAUGUACCACGGAGCAUUGGUGCAGGCACAUGUGACCAUGGGCAGAGAGCCCCCCCACUUCCUGGCUAUCUUCCAGGGACAGCUGGUGGUCUUCCAGGGGUGUGCAGACAAUGGAGGGAAGAGGCCGCCAAUCUCCAGCACGAGGCUGUUCCACAUGCAAGGGGCUGACAGCCUCAACACCAGAACUAUGGAGGUGCCAGCCCGCGCUUCCUCCCUCACGUCUGGUGACAUCUUCUUCCUGGUCACAACAGAAGUCUGCUACCUCUGGUUUGGGAAGGGCUGUAAUGGGGACCAGCGUGAGAUGGCGCGGAUGGUGGUCACUGUCUUCGCUGGAAAUAACACAGAGACGGUGCUGGAGGGUCGGGAGCCUCCCCACUUCUGGGAAGCCCUUGGAGGCCGGGCCCCCUAUCCCAGCAACAAGAGGCUUCCUGAGGAGUUCUCCAGCACCCAGCCCCGACUGUUUGAAUGCUCCAGCCCCUCGGGCUGCCUGGUCCUCAUGGAAGUGGUGUUCUUUGACCAAGAGGACUUGGACAAGUAUGACGUCAUGUUACUAGACACCUGUCAGGAGAUCUUCCUGUGGCUUGGGGAAGAAGCAGGUGAUCAGAGGAAGGAGGCAGUGGCCUGGGGCCGGGAGUACCUGAGGACUCACCCAGCAGAGAGGAGCCUGGACACACCCAUCAUUCUGGUCAAGCAGGGCCAUGAGCCUGCCACCUUCACUGGGUGGUUUGUCACCUGGGACCCCUACAAGUGGAUGAACAACCAGUCCUAUGAGGAGAUUGUAGAAGGAAGCCUGUGCCCAGCGUCUGCCAUCUCUGAGAUAACAGCACUUUUCUCUGGACAGGAAGUACAUAACUUCCAGCUAACUCGAGGGCCGGGUGACAUCAAGGCAGGUCCCUCGACCCUACUGGCCUUUAAGAGUUCCCAGGAAAGCCCAGAGAGUGAUCUGGAGCUGGGCCACAGAGUGGAUGGCAAGAACCCCAGCAAAAGCCCCAGCGAGGGCUGCAGCAGCUCCGCAGCCAAUGGGAGCCUGCCCCGGGAAAGGCUGAUGCACCAGGCUGUGGAGGAUCUGCCACAGGGAGUGGAUCCUGCCCGCAAGGAGUUCUAUCUCUCAGACUCUGACUUUCAAGACAUCUUUGGGAAAUCCAAGGAGGAGUUCUACAACAUGGCCAAGUGGAAGCAGCAGCAAGAGAAAAAGAAGCUGGGCUUCUUCUGAGCUGGGGGAGCCCUGCUUGCCACACGCCGAGUCUCCUGGAAUACCUCCCCGUUCCUAAUAAAAAGCCAGUUGGUUGGUG
Messenger RNA from Alexandromys fortis (reed vole), 5106 nucleotides. It is a transcript of the gene Vill, whose product is annotated as villin like. Gene Ontology annotation, biological process: cytoskeleton organization; actin filament severing; barbed-end actin filament capping. Gene Ontology annotation, cellular component: actin cytoskeleton; cytoplasm. Bases 2739 to 5027 code for a protein of 762 amino acids. The record is from RefSeq and is a predicted model, not a curated record. Lineage: Eukaryota; Metazoa; Chordata; Mammalia; Rodentia; Cricetidae. Gene Ontology annotation, molecular function: actin filament binding; phosphatidylinositol-4,5-bisphosphate binding. The transcript is spliced from 18 exons.